AUGGAAGAAGAAAUGCAAAUGAUUAGAAAAUAUAAAACAUGGGAACUGGUUGAAAGGCCAAAGGAUAAAAAAGUGAUCGGUGUAAGAUGGGUGUUCAUAACCAAACUAAAUGCAGAUGGUUCAAUAAACAAGCACAAAACCAGGCUUGUUGUCAAGGGAUAUGCUCAAGAGGAGAUUUUUGUUGAGCAACCAGAAGGAUUUGUUGAAGACAAGGUGUAUUUGCUCAAGAAGGCCCUCUAUGAUAGCAAUACCAAGCUCAUUGAUGAAUUCAAAAAGGAGAUGAUGCUGAUUUUUGAAAUGACAGACCUUAGUGUGUUAACUUACUUCCUUGGAAUUGAAAUCAAACAAAGUAAAGGUGAAGUAUUUAUUUGUGAAAGGAAGUAUGCAAAAGAAAUACUGAAAAAAUUCAACAUGGAAGAAUGCAAGGCAACAACAACACCAAUGAGUCAAAAGGAAAGUCUAAGCAAGGAUGACGCACAUGAUAAGGUGGAUGAAAGCUAUUUUAGAAGCUUAAUUGGAUGUUUGAUGUAUCUAACUGCAACCAGGCCAGAUAUCAUCUUUACUGUAAGCAUUCUCUCUCGCUUCAUGCAUUGUGCAAGUGAAAUGCAUCUUAAAGCAGCAAAGAGAGUUAUGAGGUAUAUCAAAGGGACUGUUAAUUUUGGUGUGAAGUUCAAAAGUUGUCAAAAUUUGCAGCUCAUAUACUCAGACAGCGAUUGGGGUGGAUCUGUGGAUGAUAUGAAGAGCACUUCAGGGUACUGUUUUAGUUUGAGAUCAAGUAUUUUCUCUUGGUGCUCCAAAAAGCAAGAAAUCACAGCAUAA
Molecule: messenger RNA, 819 nt
Organism: Carica papaya (papaya)
Lineage: Eukaryota; Viridiplantae; Streptophyta; Magnoliopsida; Brassicales; Caricaceae
Source: RefSeq, a predicted model, not a curated record